Molecule: messenger RNA, 829 nt
Organism: Zingiber officinale
Lineage: Eukaryota; Viridiplantae; Streptophyta; Magnoliopsida; Zingiberales; Zingiberaceae
Exons: 5
Coding region: 288-794 (168 amino acids)
Source: RefSeq, a predicted model, not a curated record
AGUCUUAGGAACUAAGCGAAGAAAAUCAGGAAGUGAACAAGAGGAAUACGACACAACUUUUGAAGAAAGUGAGUCUAUUGAGUGCGUCAGGACUCAUCGAUGGAAGACCUCUACGAGGAAGACUGAUGGAAUUCAUGGUAAAGGGAUGACAAAGAGAAAUAACUACAAGCUCAUCGAAUGAGAGGUUGUCAAGCCAACAAAAAACAGAAAUAAAACUCAGGUGUACAGUUGUUGUGCUGGAGUUUCUCAGCACGCUAAUUUGUAAUAGAGUUGUAAAUUCUCUUAGCAUGCAUGUCUGCUACUACGCCAUGAUUGUAAAUUUCUCCCUACCGAGCACGAGGAUUCUGCCAGACUUGCGAAUUGGUUGGUCAUGCUCAGGAUUCAAAACACUACAUAGCACCAAAGUUAUCUGGAAAAGCCUCUUCUUGAACAGCGAAGGCCUCUCACCCCAUCAGACCAAAAGAAAACAAGGAAAGAACACGCACGUCGCCCGGGAUUUGCCGGUACUUCUCGAAUACAAUAGACUAUUAAAGAAAACAACCCAUGUCAUUGGACUUGGAGACGAGACGGUGGUCAACGGCGUGGAGCAGGAAGCGGCGACCUCAACGGGCGCGCCUCGGUCGGCCCGACAAGCUUUCUUGAACUGCAAUGCCCCUCGCAAAUUCUGUCUAGCUUUCUUGGUGUUGCGCAUGUUUGCAAAUGGCAGUUCAAUAAAGCUGUGGGAAAUCACAGAGAAUGGUGGCCAAAGAUUGAGCCUUAAUAUAUCUAUUUUCAUUUUUCAGGUAAGUAUAUAAGAGCAACGUUAGUUGUGUGGCUUAGAACUUAAUGA